AAUUCAACGCUAUUUGAUCCAAAUAUUGCAGAGUCAGCACAUGCAUCUGUUAAUAGAGAAGGAACAAAAUUAAAACUUAGAACAGCAAUUAUAAAAAUUGAAAUACAUAAUCAAUUUUCAAUUUCAAAAACAAAUAAAGAUAUUAGUAUAAUACAAAGAAAAUAUAAUGCUAAUAAAAGAAGAGGUAAAAAAAUUACAAGCAUUAAAAACCCAAAAAGUAAACAAAGAAAUGCACCUAUUAAAAAGAAAGCAAAAACUAGAAUUGUUUCAAAAAAUAUUGAAGAAUUAUCUUCAAAUUAUGCUGAAGGCUCAAAAUCAGUAUUUUCAAAAGAAGAAAGAGAAUUAGCUUUAAAAGAAAAAGAAUUGGAUAUCUCUAUUAAAGAAAGAGAAGACUAUUUUGAUUCAAACGAACCAAAAACAAGCACAGAUCCUAUUAGAAAAACUAUAAUAUUAGGACUAAGGAAUGGCAGGUUAUAUAUGGAACAGACUUAG
Molecule: messenger RNA, 492 nt
Organism: Scutellospora calospora
Lineage: Eukaryota; Fungi; Glomeromycota; Glomeromycetes; Diversisporales; Gigasporaceae
Source: the annotation of a GenBank genome assembly